Molecule: messenger RNA, 582 nt
Organism: Lottia gigantea (owl limpet)
Lineage: Eukaryota; Metazoa; Mollusca; Gastropoda; Lottiidae
Exons: 2
Coding region: 1-582 (193 amino acids)
Source: RefSeq, a predicted model, not a curated record
AUGAGAGUUAUUACUCGAAACACAAUAGAAAGAGUGGGACGAGCAGCUAAUCAUGGAUUUGAAAAACGAGUACUUCAGUAUAACAAUGUUGUUGAGAAUAAUAAUAGGUGGGGCUGGAUACCCGAUGUUGGUGUUGGGAGUGUUUUAAAAGAACCGGUAAGAAAUGUUCCAAACGAUGCGGAUGAAGCAAGAAUGAGAGUUAUUACUCGAAACACAAUAGAAAGAGUGGGACGAGCAGCUAAUCAUGGAUUUGAAAAACGAGUACUUCAGUAUAACAAUGUUGUUGAGAAUAAUAAUAUGUGGGGUAAUUACGUAAAUUGGAAAUUAUAUCCUUUAUUCGGUCUGUUGGAACACAGAAAGGUUUCCAUAGGAUUACCAUAUAAAAUUCAUCUACAAAGGGAAAUCAAUGAUUCUUUGGAGAGAAUGCUCUUUAAUGCAAAAUUAGAAAUAACGAAUCUCCAACUUUAUAUACCUAUCAUAACACCACCAAUUGAAGUAGAAACGAGAAUUGUCAACAUGUUGACUAAAAAUAUUGAAAUAGCUUUCCUUCGUCGCAACACGGUAUGUCAUGACUAUAUUUAA